Molecule: messenger RNA, 1984 nt
Organism: Populus trichocarpa (black cottonwood)
Lineage: Eukaryota; Viridiplantae; Streptophyta; Magnoliopsida; Malpighiales; Salicaceae
Product: protein arginine methyltransferase NDUFAF7 homolog, mitochondrial
Exons: 13
Coding region: 139-1437 (432 amino acids)
Cellular component (GO): mitochondrion
Molecular function (GO): protein-arginine omega-N symmetric methyltransferase activity
Source: RefSeq, a predicted model, not a curated record
AAUUUGCAGACUUGUAAAAAUAAUCCAUUCAAUAGGGGUUUAAGGCAUGUCUCUACAAAACCCUCAUCUCACCUGAGACAAGACAGAAACUUCAACACAGUAACCUACCACCUGCUAUCAUCAACCUGAUACUUAAACAUGUUCACUCGCUCCCCAACAACCAAAAAGUUAUUCUUUUUCUUUCGUUCACACAAAUCCCACUUCUCCACUAACAUUGUUGGUGAAAAACCAGUCCUUGUGAGAGAUUUUAUACAUUCUGCACUAUAUGAUCCAAAACAUGGGUACUUCUCUCAAAGAUCAAGGUCCGUUGGAGUUCUUGAGAGAAGCAUUAGGUUCAAUCAACUUGAAGGAAGAAAAGCUUAUAUGAACCACUUGGAUAAAAUUUACAAGAGGAGUGACAUCUCAUGGUUUACUCCAGUAGAGCUUUUUAAGCCUUGGUAUGCCCAUGGAAUUGCUGAAGCCAUAAUGCGUACAUCACAACUUUCUGUUCCACUACAAAUAUAUGAAAUUGGUGGUGGAUCAGGAAUUUGUGCAAAGGGCAUUCUAGACUACAUAAUGUUGAAUGCACCUGCCAGAAUAUACAACAACAUGACUUACACCUCAGUGGAAAUCAGUCCCUCUCUGGCUGAAAUACAAAAAGAAACUGUAGGAGAAGUUCGUAGUCACUUGUCAAAGUUUAGAGUAGAAUGUCGUGAUGCUGCUGACAGGAGUGGAUGGGGGGAUAUCAAGCAACAACCAUGUUGGGUGAUCAUGCUGGAGGUUCUCGAUAAUCUUCCACAUGAUCUUGUCUAUUCAGAAAAUCAGGUUUUCCCAUGGAAAGAAGUAUGGGUUGAGAAGCAACAUGAUAAGGAAUCACUCUUUGAGCUGUACAAGCCACUAGAAGACCCAUUAAUUAAGCGUUGUGUUGAGAUCGUGGAACUGGGCAAAAAUCAGUCCGUGUCAAUAGCAAAAAGUGUUUGGUCUAAGGUCUUCCCAAAACCUCGAAGAUGUUGGCUCCCAACUGGUUGCUUGAAACUGCUAGAUGUGUUACAUGAGGUAUUACCAAGGAUGUCCUUAAUUGCUUCAGACUUUAGUUACCUACCUGAUGUGAGUAUACCUGGUGAAAGGGCUCCUUUAGUUUCAACCAAGAAAGAUGGCCGCAGCUUAGAUUACAACAGUUAUCUGGACACAAAGGGUGAUGCUGAUAUUUUUUUUCCCACGGACUUUUGGCUUUUGGAACGAAUGGACCAUUACUGCUCUGGGUGGAUGAAACCGCAUGGGGAUAACUCAACCAAGCAAGGGAAGAAGAGGCGAACACUAGUGCUCGAUACAUCAGCAUUCAUGGAAGAGUUUGGUUUGCCCUCCAAGACGAGAACCAAGGAUGGAUACAACCCACUUCUGGAUGAUUUCAAGAAUACCAAAUUUUAUCUUAGUGUCCCAACUCAUAACAUAAAAUAGGCAGUCUGCAAAUCGAAUUUCCAAAAGAUGAUUUAUAAGGACACAUCAGGUUGACGAGGACCUUGUACAGUCUUGAUUGCAUCAUCUGAAGAGAAAUGAGGUCUAUAAACCAAGAGAUUUGGAGGCCAUUUAAAUGGUGAUGAUCUAUGUGAAGCACUUUUUGCCUUGUUAUGCAGUCACGUGUUUGAAUUUUGCAGAGCCAUUUAAAACUCAAUACAUUCAAACAAUUGUUCUGGGAUGUCUAUUUGCAACUGGGGACUGCAAGCACUUUUUGCCUUGUUAUGCAGUCAUAUGUAGUGGAAUUGUGUAGAGCCAUUUAAAACUAAAUACAGUCAAACAAUUGUUCUGGGAUGUCUAUUCUCCAAGGAGGAAACUCCACGGUGCAACUGGACUACAUGUGCUGAAGCUGAGAAAGGGAGGUUUGCUGAUUGGAACCAAAACACCAGAAGCUCCGAUGCAAGUAAUUUGAAUUUAAAUUUUUUCUCCUGUUAUCCCAAAUUUCAUACCUUUUUCCCCCCCAAUAAAUGGCCCUAAAUUAUAUUUGUUA